Microplitis mediator is the source of this 3276-nucleotide messenger RNA. RefSeq names its product probable helicase senataxin. Gene Ontology annotation, biological process: termination of RNA polymerase II transcription. Lineage: Eukaryota; Metazoa; Arthropoda; Insecta; Hymenoptera; Braconidae. The record is from RefSeq and is a predicted model, not a curated record. Gene Ontology annotation, molecular function: transcription termination site sequence-specific DNA binding; helicase activity. The transcript has 17 exons. Gene Ontology annotation, cellular component: nuclear body. Bases 149 to 2917 code for a protein of 922 amino acids.
AACAGUCCAGUAAAAUUCGAAAUGAAUUCAUAAAAUCUCAGCAUAUAAAUUUGAAUAAAUAUACAAUAAUCAUAAUAACAAUAACAUUAAUUAUAAUUGAUCGUCUAAGAUCACGACAAUCAUAAUUACUAAUAAAAUUAACAAGAAAAUGAUUAAAAAUAUGUAUCGGAACAGUAAAAAAAUAAUAUUAUUCGGCUGUCCAUGUGCCAGCGCGUAUAUCGUUUACCAUUACUGGAAAAAACGACAAUUAAAACCAAUUGACGAAGGGUUUGAAGAAGUUGCCAAGAUAAUAAAAUUGGAUGAUAGGAAUAGUAAAGAACUUUGUAAGUUAUUUAAAGAAUUACGUACUACGGAUUCUUCUUACUCAUGGAGAAACGAUACUCAAGAUAACAAGAAACCGCCAACAUUCAGCUCAUGGAGCGGUAAUUCUCAAAAAAUUAAAAAUGAGAUAUCAGCAUUCAGGGGUCCGUCGUGCUUCGGAAGUAAUUUGUUAAUUAAACUUAGAGUUAAUAACUCUAAAGAAAACAAUAACGAAAAAUUGGCAUUCAGCUCAUUGAGAAAUAAUUCUAAUGAAAAUAAGAAUGAGCAAUCAGCAUUCAGCUCAUUGAGAAAUAAUUCUAAUGAAAAUAAGGAUGAGCAAUCAGCAUUCAGCUCAUUGAGAAAUAAUUCUAAAGAAAAUAACAAUGAGCAAUCAGCAUUCAGUUUUGACGUUUUAUAUUCUGAUGAAGAAUUAAAAAAAGAGUUUUUCUAUCAAAUAUUUGAACGGGAUCUGUCAUCGUUAAACGAUAAUCGAUACAAUAAAAAUACACCACCAUAUGCAGUCAAUUCAAUAAAAAUGUCUCCAAUAAAAUUAAACUAUUCAUCUUAUAAAGAAUACCAACAGAUAAUGUUGCCAUUUUUAAUUGACGAAUUUUGGUAUUCAUUAAAAAAUGAUAUUUUAGAAAAAACAAAAAACGAAAUCCAUGACAAAAGUGUUGCUGGAGAUGUAAUUGAACAUAGUUUCGAAACUGUAUCAAUUGACAGUGAUAAUGGUAAAAAACUUCACAAAAUCACCCGAUUUGAAUUAACAGCGACAGUGCCACGCUGUGAUAAAGACGAAGAUAAACCUCAUCGCGAUUUAAAUAUUGAAGAUUUAUAUCCAAGUCGGGGUGAUAUAGUUAUCAUUUAUCGUUCAUCUAAACAUCCAAUACAAUUCGCAUAUAUAGAAAAAUCAGAUAAUCGAACUACAUCAAAAAAUGAUAAGGAUUAUGAGAUUUUGACAUAUACGUUGAUAACUAAAUUCAGUUCAAGCCUUAAACUAUCUGGUUAUUUAACAAUAACACCUGUGACUUGGAUUUUAUCUAGUCUAGCAUUAGUAGAUUCAUUGGGAUAUAUACCUCAGUCACCUCUAAUUAAUGCCAUUUUAAAACCAGACUUCGAUUCAUAUAAAAUGUUAUCGACAAUUAAUAGUAUUCCUACAGCAACAGAGGAAACGCUUAAUUCAAAACAAUUAGAAGUUUUGUCAAGAGUUGUAACAACGAUUGAAGACAAAUAUACUCCUGGUAUAUGUUUAAUACAAGGACCACCGGGUACCGGUAAAACCAAAGUAAUUAAAAAUAUUAUUGCAACAAUCUUAAGUCGGAAAAGUGCAACUCGAAUAUUAGUUUGUGCCCCAUCUAAUAAAGCUAUUGACGAAAUAGUUAUUAGAUUAUUGGAAAUACAACCAAAGAUGGAAGAAAAAAAGGUGCCAUUUGAAAUUGUACGAGUAGGCCGAGAGGAAAAAAUUCAUCAAUCGGUUCAAAGUGUAUCUUUGGUUAAACUUGCAAAGAGUAAAAAAAAUAAAUUUUUAUCUAGUAAACGACAGCAAGAUAACGAAGAGUGCAUUCUCCAAUCUGCAAAUAUUAUUGCUUGUACUCUAACUUCCUGUUGGACUAGUUACCGAAUGAAGGCAGUAUUCAGUAAUGGAAACUGUAAAAUUCCUCUAUGUAUAAUUGACGAGUCUGCUCAGGCAACUGAGCUAUUAACAUUAAUCCCAUUAAUGUUGAAUAUACAGAGAUUAAUUUUAGUCGGAGACCCUCAGCAAUUGCCUCCGACUGUUAUAUCGCAGAAAGCAAAAGAGUAUGGAUACGACCAAUCGCUUUUUGCGAGAAUUCAAAAAAUAUUUGAGGUCAAGUCGAAAAAUCCAAUAAUUAUGUUGGAUACGCAAUAUCGAAUGGUUGAAGCAAUUUCUCAAUGGCCAAAUCGUUAUUUUUAUAAAGGAGCCAUAAAAAAUGCGGCUUCAGUAGAAGCUUUAAAUUUUUGUAAUUAUAUUGUAUUUAAUCAUUCGUAUUCACAAGAUUCUGAUAGAUCUUCUAAUCCUUCUGAAGCAGAGCUUGUACAGAAUAUAGUUAAUGUCCUAAAAGGGUCUCUAAAAUUGUAUAAUUCAUACAGUGAAAAAUGUAUUGGUGUCAUUACACCGUACAAAAGGCAACGGGAUUUAUUAAAUGAACUUAUAAAUCCAUUAAAGGAAGAAAAAAAAAUGAAAAAGAAAAGUGGUGUUAAAACCAAUAAUCGUGAUCGGAAAAAAGAUGAAGUUAAUAAAAAAAAUUUUGAUAGUAAUGAUAAAAAGGAAGAUGAAAAAGAAAAAAAAGAAAAUAAAAUUGAUGUAAAUACAGUAGAUAGUUUUCAAGGAUCAGAACGUGACGUAAUUAUUAUGUCAUGUGUAAGAUCCAAUGGAAUUGGAUUUGUAAAAGAUCCAAAUAGACUCAACGUUAGUUUAACGAGAGCUAAGCAUACUUUAAUAUUAUGCGGCAAUUUUAAUGAGUUUAAGCAAAAUAAAAUGUGGAAAAAUCUUUUACAAGAUGCUAAAGCAAGAGGCUUCUAUCAUAACAUUUCAAAAGAUGAUUUAAAAUCUAUAACGAAACAUUUAAUUAUCGAUCGCGGAAAGGGUUUAUCUUAAAAUAAAUAUUUUUAAAGUUUUUGUUUUAUAUUAUAAUAAUUUUUAUUACUUAUUAAUAUUGUUCUUCUUUAUAAAUUAUAAUGUUUCAAGAAUAUUUUUAUUGAUACGCUUAAGAAAGUUAUUUUUACAUAAAGAAAAAGCAUAAAUAAAUAUUUCAGUAUUAUGAGUUGUCAUAUUUUUUUAAUGAUUCAUCUCAUCACUACAGUGUAUAGAAAAAUUUUUUUUUUUUCAUUUGUCAAGACGAAGGCAAUGACGUCAGUUUAUUCUACAGAAAAUUUUUUUAACUCCCAAAUAAACAUUUAGUAUCAAAAAACUCAUACAUGAAAAAAGGUUAAAUGUGGGGCAAAAUGAGUUUCUUU